Oikopleura dioica is the source of this 1032-nucleotide messenger RNA. The record is from the annotation of a GenBank genome assembly. Lineage: Eukaryota; Metazoa; Chordata; Appendicularia; Copelata; Oikopleuridae.
AUGCUUCCUUUGACGAUUGUGUCGCCGAUUAUAUACGUGAUUAUAUCUCUGAUUGGGCUAAUUGGCAAUGGAAUGGUGGUAUAUAUUUUCUGGAACAAGCGGCGCGGAUCUGCAGUUGAUACGUUGGUCUUAAAUCUGGCGCUGGCCGAUUUCUUGUACUGCAUCUCGCUGCUCUUCAUGGCCCGUUCGCUCUCGAUGAACGGCGAAUGGGACCUGGGCGAGCUGCUUUGCAAACUCACUUCCUCCUGGACGAUCAUUUGCAUCUACGCCUCCGUUUGGCUGCUGGUCGCACUUUCCUUCGAUCGCUACUUCGCGGUGUGCAAUCCGGUACGCGCGCGCAACCUCAGGAGCCAGCGAAAUACCACAAGACUGGUCAUCUGCUGCUGGGUCCUCAGUUGUCUCCUCGCGCUGCCCACUUUUAUUUUCCGCUCUACCAAGCCGCAGAACUUUCACAUAGAACAAAUGAACAAAAGUGCAAGCAUAAAUUCUUCUGAAGUUGAAGAGGAGCCUUUAAAAUGCUCGUGGAGAUGGCCCGGGAGGUCAAUCGAAGUGGCCUUCUAUCUGCAGAAGUCGGUAUUCUCGUACAUCCUCCCUGUCCUGCUCAUUCUUCUUUGCUACGGAAACAUCAUCCAGACGCUUCAAAAUGUGACUUCGAUGACCUCCGCGCGGCGCGAAAAAAUCAACAAGACGAUUCUCAUCGUUGUCACCGCCUUUAUCAUUUCAUGGCUUCCGAAUCACGUGUUCAGCUUGUAUAUUAUCUGCAUUCCACACGAGAAAAUGAGCCAAAACAUCAACACUCUCUUGCUCAUUAAUUCCGUCACUCAAAUUCUAGCCAGCUCAAACGCCUCCAUGAACCCCUUUAUUUACGCAUUUUCGCGAAAAUCGGUGAAUGAAGAAAUGGUCCGGAUCAUGACACUGUUCUGCCGCCGACUGGCACCGGUGGACAACAGAAGGGCGCACAAACCACACAAAGAUGAAGUUUCAUCCGACCAGUCAACUCCCAUAGUCAAAGGUGGGGAGCAACAGAAAUGA